UGAUGAUGUGGACCAGACAAAAGCAAUCAAGCGCCGAUAUGAUCCACAACCUUCCCUAUGUGUAUAUUUUUUAUACUUUGUGAAGCGAAAGGGAAAGCAAGUCAACCGUAUGUAAAAGUACACAAUCGGGGAAAGGAAAAUAAUGUAUGCUUUUGUUCGAUUCUUCGGAGACGAUAUAUGUUGCGCGAUGCCCGUUUCAAGCAUCCAAGAUUUCAGCCCGGAGCACGGAGCCGAUUUCGAUCAUCAGAAGGUGUAUGUGGUGCGCAGGACUCAAGAGAAUGGGAGCGCAGGCCAACCGUGCGAAGCUCACAUCAUUGCCCUUGCAGAUGCUGUAGAGGAGUUUGAAGACUUUAUAAUGCAAAAGAAGAUGAAAAUUCCUAAAAUGUCCCUCGAGAAUUCCGGAAAUUUAAUUGAGAACAGUUUUGGAAGGGAUAGGCUGCCUCUCAGGCAUAAAAAGGCUUUAUCGCAAGACCAUGGUCGCCCCAUUUCAAACUCCUCCAAAAGUUUGGCAGCAGUAGUGGCUCGCCUCGAAAGAAACGCAGCCAGCUCCUGCAUGGAAGGCGAAGAGGAUCUAGAUGAGGAUCGACUGGCUGAGGAGGGAGAGGAUGCCGAUGAUGAAGACGAAGACAUGGAAGCAGAACAACUCCAGAAGGAGCAUCAACAGCAGCAGCAACAUCUCCAGGUGGACACGGAUGCGGCCGCGGCGGUGGUUCCUCGCGUCCUUUACGACGAGCUGGUCGACAGCUACAGGCAACAGGAGGACGAGAUGAGGAGGCUGCAGCAGGAGCUGGAAAGAACACGCCGGCAGUUGGUGCAACAGACAAAGAAACUCAAGGAAUACGGCAGCCUGCUGACUGAAGUCAAAGAACUCAGGGACUUCAAUCGCCGGCUGCAGGACGUGCUCCUCAUGAGGCUGGGCAGUGAGCCUAUGCAUGACAAUGGCACUCAGACAAUCAAGGCUGAGGUGGUUGAACCCAUUGUUGAGACCCAGGAAACAUUCAAAGAAGAAGCCAACACCAGUUCCAGCUACUCACCAUCUCCCCGAACGGUCUACACGUGCAACGAUGGCAAGGUUCACCUUGGUGGCGGCAUCUGGGUGGAGGAGGAGAAGUGGCACCAAUUACAGCGUACCCAAGGAGACUCCAAGUUCACAAAGAACUUGGCCGUCAUGAUCUGGGGCACAGAAACCCUCAAAAACCGAAGCGUCACUGGGGUGGCUACCAAAAAGAAAAAAGACGCCCUUCCCAAACCUCCACUCUCACCAAGCAAGUUAAAAAUCGUCCGAGAGUGUCUGUACGACCGAGUGUCCCAAGAGACGGCAAACAGUGCCGAAAUCACGCAAAGAUUGUCCAAAGUGAACAAAUACAUUUGUGAGAAGAUCAUGGACAUCAACAAGUCCAUCAAGAACGAGGAGCGGCGAGAAUCCAAGCUGCUCAUCAGACAGACAGUCAAGAUGGAGAAUUUUACCUAUGAUGGCAUAUAGUGGUCAAGCCAGCUUGAUUUCGCGGAACCCCUAUUCCUACGACUCAUCUGAUUGGUUGUGGCCCCUUUUUAAAACCAGCACCCCCCCUGACAGUUAGUCCAUUGAGUUCCAGACAGCUUUACUCACCAGCCAGACAGGAACAAGAAUAAGUGUUUUUUAACGAAGCUUUACUUUUGGGGUCAGUACGAGAAACUGCUGGCCUUGGUGUGUGUGUGCGCGUGAACAGAUUGUGAAAUUGAUUUAUUGUUCUGCGUCAGAACAUCACUCUGAGUCCUUUAAGCUUUUAAAAAGUAAAAGAGGACUUCCCCGGAUUAAAGUCUUCAGUCGCCGUGCAGUGAGAAAGUAGUGUCUAAUGAAUGAGUCUUAAUUUUGUAAAAGACAUGCGAGAUUGCAACGGUCAGUUGCUGUGAGAGAUUUUUGUGGUCGUGGCGUUUUAAGUCAAUCGCCAGAAUUGAGUCGAACUUGUUCAAAUGGUCCUUGAUGGGGGAUUUUCUGAAAGAAAUGUACUGAGGGGUUUUAUGAAAAGAAAUGAAACAAAAAAUUUGCUGACUCAAAUAGACAAUCUAAAAAUAGUGGAUCAUCUUAAUUUUGACCUAAUUAAAGCCUCCCCCUGACACAAUUUUGACAGUUGUAUGGAACAAAAUGAAAACGUGCAGAGUAGGACUGCUCAAUUAAUCGAAUUUUAAUCGUGAUUACGAUUAUGGCUCCAGACAAUCUCAAAAUUCAUAUAAUCGUGGAAAAAUUAUUAUUAGGUGUUUCCGUUCUGAGACGGACUGGUUUAUUCUGAUUGUACAGUGACCAAUCUCUAUGAAUACGAUUUCCUGAGGCGUGUUUGUCAUUGGUACACACUGGAACUGUUGAACAGUGGAGCAGGAAAGGCCUUAAAUGGAUUUUGCCAAUCACCAAGGGCACGUGGUGCCCCUUGUCUUUUCUAGUGAGCUGCGAUUGUAGUCCAAGCUGAAGUCUCGAGACUUGACGUGCACUUUGCUGUGGGAAUGUAAGAGUCGGCCAUCGGUACCGUUGCGAGCGUCAGUGGAGUCGAGCCGGAUCAUCAGUAGGGGUCGUAGUUCAGGUCUUGAGCAAGAAAGUGUGGGUAAAGCUGUCUGAGACGUGACUCUUGGUGAUUUUUUUGUUUGAAGUCCACAAUUAGAAAUGCCAUUGGUGAAACUAAAUAUGGCCACCCGAGGGACAUUUUGUCCUUUGUUCGUUUUUGUCUUGUUUCAUCCCACAAGGUUUUCCAUGGCUAUGAAACAAAGUCUUAGAGAUUGAAAUCUCAAGUGUGAGCCAACAGAGGCAAAACUGUGAAUCUGCUGCAGAGCUGCCUGUCAAGCCUUCGCUUCUCUUCACACUUCUACAUUUGUUGCCAGUUGCUUUUUAUCACUCUCUUUUUUUUUUUCCCUCCCCAAAGUUUAGUUCAGCCUUUUUGUUGAGCUACCUUAUGUUGUUGAGAGAUUGUCGUCUUUUGUUUUCCAGUUUGGUUGUACAUGUUCUAAACAACUAUCUAAUUGAUGUCAUAAUCAUAUAUGUUUCUUUUUUUAUAUUCGUUAUGAGCGUUUGUUGUUUUUCAUACAACUUGUUGGCUUUAAAGUGUGAUGAAGAGCCCUGAAAGAGAAAAAAAAAAUCUUCCGAGCCAAAGUGAUCAGUGAUGCAAAGCUGGAGGUAUUAUUAGAGAAGUGUUGCGCCUCACUCUGAAUAUCAACUUGUUCGUCAAACUUGUUAGUUUGACAAAUCAUUGACAUCAAAUGCACUUUAAACGUCAACUUGUCAAUCUUAAAAAAAAAAAGCCUCUUUGGGAUGUUAGUCUUUAUUUCUUAUCAAAAUACUAAAUUAAGGCCAAACAAUCAUUCUAUUAACAUGAUGCACCUUAAAAUGUUUUGUUUUGUGAGCGGCAGGGUGUGUUCUUGACAUGCCGAUGCUGAGCAGUAAACUUGAGAGAUUUGUGACUCAAAAGCUUUGUUACAUUACUAUAACUGGAGUUUAAUGUCGGUCAUGUUUAGGUAUUAUGUCUUUGUUUCUACGUAAAUGGUCUACGUGAGCCAAAGUUUUGAAUGCGAAAAACAAACGGGAUGCUGACUGAACGAUCAGUGUGGUUUGCACAUUCAAAAAGACAAUAACAAGAGGCCCAUCCCAAUUUAGUAGAACCAAGGUUGAGUUUCUAGUGGUUCUUCCAUUUGCAUAGGGUGUCCCCAGUACAAAAAUACUAUAUAUAGACUUUCAUGAAGAAACGACAUCAUAUCGAAUCGUAAUCCCGCUAAUCGUUCCGCUGCAGAAUGUACAUUCCUUGAAUCGUAUUGCAUCCCAUUCAUCGAGAUCCGCAUCGGAUUGCCUUUUAUCGCACCCCUAUUAAUUUGAAUUCCGCAGUUCAACUGCAGGGCCCCAAUUGAAACUUUUCUUACUUCUUUCCCAACCAAAACAGAAGCACUGAGCUCAGUCCCACUGUGUUGUAAAUAUGUUCAACGUAAUUACGCUAAUAUUGGGGAAAAAAAAGACCCGCCCCCUUUAGAGGCUACAAUUCUAGCAAAUGCGAUUCAGAUAUUCCAGUAAUGACCUCAUGUAUCGUUCAUUUCUCUGUUGUUUGAUGCCAAAAGGGGCCGGGGUAAAGACAAUGCUUAAAAAAAAAAAAAAAAGUGUCAACUUUCGAUAGGCUGGUUCCCUUUUUAGUCUUUGGACUUGUACACUGAGGUACUUAAUGCUGAUUCAGCUUAAUCAGCAUCUUUGUAACAACUGGACGAAUAGUGUAUAGCCAAGCCGGGCAGCGCCGGACAAAAAAGGAAGUUGAACCUCACCAGCUGUGAUUUUCUUUCUGUGCCACCUCCAGUUGCUGGCAUGAAAGCCAACUGUUGUUUCAAAAUGCACAGAGAUCAAGAUGGGGCUUGCCGAGGUCUUUAUCGGGAGCGCUCGCUGUACAUAGGACGUUAAUGUUUGAGUCUCAGAGACAAUACUGGGAGGAACACGUUGUUUGUUCUCUAUUUUUUGAUUACAGUAUCAGUAACUUUGUAUACAAUCCACAAACCGGUUCUACUUCAUCCAACUUUCACCGCCCUACCUCAUUGUUACUCUGGUGUUUGUUUGUCAGUAAGAUCUCUGUGUAUAGUCAAAAGAAAAUCUAUAGUAAAGUUAUACCUGGUUGCGCAACAUGUACAGAAUAUCUAAAUAUAUAUAUAUACAGUAUCUAUCUCUUCUUAAACACCUCGAUUCACAAUAUCAUUCUCGGAAAAGGGAUGUUUGUUGAGCUGCUUGGCGGAGGAGGCAGCUGUGCGUCGUCGAGGGACCGCGCCCGUCUUGUAAUCUGCUCUUGGCUAACGUCGUGCAGUCGCUCCCGUGUUCGUGUUUUGUGUCUGUGUUGCGUUUGGAGAUUUUUACUGGUUGACGGUGCUACCAGCAAACCGUUCUAUACGGACCUCAAAUGGUGCUGUUUUUUUUCUAUGUUUGCAACCCUCACAGGGGGGGAGGGGGGUAUAUUCAGGCGCGCCGACCACACCGCUAGUCCCUCAACGUUUUGGUGAAAGCAAUCGCAAAAAUGCUAAAACCUUUGCUGUUAAUGUGUCGCUCGCGUACGUGCUAUCCGCCCAAAUAUUGUUCUCUACUUAGUUACGAGUACCUCAGAACCUGUUGACUUUUAAAAAGGACGCUUUCAACGCCUGUUUGCUGCCAACGUGUGUUUAUGUCAUGUUAAAGGAGGAAAUCUGGCUUUGUGUUUGUUGUAUUAAUUGCAGAACUUGACAGAAAAUGGAUUCCACUGACUGGUUUGCGUUCACGACUUAAAAAGCUGAAUAUUUACGAUCCAAGUGGCUCUUUGUGGCUUUUUCUUUGUGUGCGUGUUCCUGGUACCUGCUUUCAAAUCUUUUUCAGUAUCAAUGUAGCAGACAAUGUUUUCAGACUGUGACCCACACCAUACAUAAAUAUGCAUUCGGGUUUUGUUUUGGGAGAUUUUCUAAUACAAAGUUAGUUUGUAAUCGUUUUUGUUCCAACUCGGGAUGGGCAUUUGACUGCGUUUCCUUGAUCAACCAUGGGAGAAAUUAACCAGAAAUGAAUGGAUUCUUAUUUUUAAUGGGUUGGAGAAAUCUUUCUCAACAAAAUUCUUAUGAUUGUAAUUGAUUAUUCGCCACUUCCAUAGUUCCAACAAGAAUUGAUCAGUAUGUUCAUUCAUUUUUUGCAGCUCUUAAGCCAUCCACUGGACUGUUUUGUUGAUUAUUUUUGAUAAUCUCUUCAACCUAAAGUGACAUUUAUUGUCAUGGCAACUUCUUUAACCAACAUCAUUGUCGUGACUGAAUUGAACUAUGCUGGGUUGAAGUGCAUUGUCAUGCUCAUUAGGGAAAGACGGGAUAAUUCAUGUACGCUGUUUCUAGUCUGUUGGUACGAUAAUGUGAAAGACCGUCUCGUGAUUUCAGUCAACACUCCCACAACCCGCUUUUGUCUCCCUGAGGCAAACGACGAUCUCGACUAGGCAAUAGUGUGUAUGUAUGUCCUCGCUCAACCGGCCACACCUCUGCUACGCUGGCACGAUGCUUAGCAUCCUCUUAUUGUGUCUCUUGCUGCAUUCAGGAACAUGUGUUUCAUGUAGAAAGAAUAAAACAAAAUAAAAGCAGACUUUUAUUCUAUCAGCA
Syngnathus acus (greater pipefish) is the source of this 6090-nucleotide messenger RNA. RefSeq names its product BEN domain containing 5 (gene bend5). The coding region runs from base 143 to 1483 and encodes 446 amino acids. The record is from RefSeq and is a predicted model, not a curated record. The transcript has 6 exons. Gene Ontology annotation, biological process: negative regulation of DNA-templated transcription. NCBI's taxonomy places the organism in Eukaryota, Metazoa, Chordata, Actinopteri, Syngnathiformes, Syngnathidae. Gene Ontology annotation, molecular function: DNA binding.